AUGGUGCAGUUCGUUGUAAAAGUAUUAAUUUUAUUUCAAGCGAUUCUCAUUUGUAGUUCGCUAACCAACGAACAGUAUGAGAAACCUAAUACAAUGAUUAUAGAAACUGUUGGUCCAAUGAAAGAUGAAAACUUCAGUGGAGAAGAAUAUCAAGAUAUUAAUUUACAAUUAUGUCCUGAAAAAAUCGAAAAUAAUAACUUCGAGGAAGCCGUGUCGGAAGACCGAAACCGUCUUAGAGAUCUAUAUGCUGAAAAUAAUCUAAAUAUUGGAUAUAACAAUGUACAAAAGUACUUUAACUCACUGUACAAUAAUGAAAUAUAUGGGACGAAUUCACUAACAGAUGAGGAAGGAAAGGGGUGUUUUAUCAACUAUGAUAAUGUUCGCUACUUAAACCCACAAACUCAAAUAUUAGCGUCGUAUAACCGCAUUCCGCCAGUUCGAUUCCUACCUCCAGUGUAUCCAAGAAUCUUGGCUAAAAUACCAAGAUCACGAUGGACUAACGAUUUUAAUUAUUUGGAUUCAAUAACCAGGCCUCAAAGGACGUUUCAAGAAGACAAUCAACACUGGCAACAGUUCCAGCACGACUCUAUAGUGAAAAAUACCAUACCGAAAGUGCCUUAUCCAUAUUUUCAAGAUACUUUUAUUGAUUCGGUGACAGAGAAUCCUUUUUAUAAAACAGAUUUCACAUCAAAGUAUAGGUCGAAAUCCGGUGAUAGUGAUAUUCCCUUUAAUUUCAGAAGCCUAAAUAAAGAAAAGAAUGAUGAAGCGAAAAAAAUUUCAGAUUUAUAUUUCGAGGACUGUCCCCCUGGUGAUGUAAUGGGUAGAAAUCUACAAUGUAUACCACGACGAAGAGUUCACUUUAUUAAUUUAAGUCAUUGGGAAUACUACGGAGAAUAG
This is a messenger RNA of Danaus chrysippus (African queen), 897 nucleotides long. The record is from the annotation of a GenBank genome assembly. Lineage: Eukaryota; Metazoa; Arthropoda; Insecta; Lepidoptera; Nymphalidae.